AUGCAACAUAUAGCAACUGCUGAUGAAACUCAUAUGUCCCACGUACAGGCAGUAAGGUCGAAUGUGUUCAAGUACAUGUUGGACUCCGAUGAAUGCAAGACUUUAGUAGAGAACUCAAUUACUAUUCCUGACUUGACUUACGAAGAACUCAAAGCUCUCCUCGAGUUUUUCUGUAGCGGGAUCUUAAGCUCCGCCAACAAACAACACGCUCGAGCGCUCUAUCUUGCAGCUCAUAAGUAUGACAUACCAUAUCUCCAAGAACUUUGCAGAGACCAGUUAAUCUCAUCUUUGAAUCAGAGCAACGUUCUGGACAUUCUUGAGCUGUCCACUGUCUCUUCCGACAAAAUCUUGGAAAAAACUGCGAUAAGGAUUGUCGUAAUUAACAUGGAAACGAUCAUUUAUGGCGACAGAUACAAAUCAUUUGUUAGGAAGAAUCCUGAUCUAGGUUUGGAUAUCACAAAGAUCUUGCUUGAUUAUAUAAAGUCGAGGACUUCACGAGGUUUGCCUCCUAUUCCAUUAAUCUGA
Microthlaspi erraticum is the source of this 525-nucleotide messenger RNA. The record is from the annotation of a GenBank genome assembly. NCBI's taxonomy places the organism in Eukaryota, Viridiplantae, Streptophyta, Magnoliopsida, Brassicales, Brassicaceae.